Messenger RNA from Lodderomyces oxycetoniae, 894 nucleotides. RefSeq names its product Hms1p (gene HMS1). Lineage: Eukaryota; Fungi; Ascomycota; Pichiomycetes; Serinales; Debaryomycetaceae. The transcript has a single exon. The record is from RefSeq and is a predicted model, not a curated record. The coding region runs from base 1 to 894 and encodes 297 amino acids. Gene Ontology annotation, molecular function: protein dimerization activity.
AUGUCUUUUAGAUUACUGGAGUACAAUACGUUUAUCCCAGCAGAGGAUAUGCAGAGUGAGCCCUUAUGUCUUCUUGGCCAAGGAGACGCCAGUUCGGCGAGAAGGGUGCCUACUGAGUCAUCUUCGUUCCCUGUUGAUAUAGACUUUGGGUUGAGUGAGUAUAUGAGUAAUGGGCGUGGGCGGGGCACGCCUGAGGGUGGUACUGAGUACUUGGAUGCAGAGUAUGUGAAUUACGAGCAAGAACUAGCGGGACAGAUGGCACAGCAAAUGACAGGGCAGGUGCAAGGGCAGGUGCAAGGGCAGGUGCAUCCGAUGCCCCAGCAGAUUCCAAUCCCUUGUAGAGACACAGCCCUUUCGACUGUGCCGGUAUUAGGGUCACCCUUAUCCAUGGAGACGCCUUAUCCGCAAGUUUUCCAAGAUAGUUCCUCGCCGCUGACGCCCAGCAGUACGUCAAAGGACAGGCAGAGACCCUCUUUAUACACAAGGUCGACGCUGUCUCUACCGACAAGCGGAGUUUCUGCACGACCCGGAAGACCGCGUGUUAAAUCUGCACAUAAUGUUAUAGAGCAGCGGUACAGGAACAAGAUCAACGACAAGUUCAAUGCGCUACAAGAAUCCGUUCCCACGUUGAAAGUGUUGUCGAUGAAGAAGCACGAGGAGAGAAUGAGGCUGGAGGAUGAUAGUGACGAAGAGGACGAGGAGUUGAGCUCAGCAAUAGAUAUAGACUUGGAAGGGCUUGAGCCGGCGCGGAAACUAAACAAAGGAACGAUCCUUGCAAAGUCAAUUGAGUAUAUAAAAUUUCUUGAGUCGAAGAACGAUAGAAUGAAGCAGGACCAGCAGGACUUGCUACGCCGGGCGAAACUGAUGGGAAUACCCUUAAAUAGCUUGCAAUAA